ACCGUGGUAUUAUGAUAGGACCCACGGCCCGUGGCCAUUUCUCCUCUGCACUAAUUGAUCCCAGCCUUCUAGCCCCUUCUCUCCUCUGCACUAAUUGCCGAAAGGCCGAAAGAUCGGCUGGAGGGUUUCGGUAUCCGCCGGAGUAAACGUAUUUUGCCGGUGUGGUCCUUCUCAUAACGGCUAGCUGUGAGCCACGCUUAAUGUCAUUAAUGCGUUUCGCUGCCUUCUGAUCCAAAUCAAAGGGGCCAUAUGCUGCCUUUACCCCAUUGAUUCAUCGCCUGACUAUCCGGAAGGGGGGAAAAAAAGAGCUUGUCACUUUCUGAGUCAACACUGGCCGCAACAAGCUCUCUGCUCUGCUGUGACUAUUCUACCCGCUUUCUUUAGUUUGCAUUUUCGUUCAUGGUUUUCACUUGAAGUCGAUUCGACUGGAGAUACCUACUGAGAAUCCAGGAUGAGUUUUCAAGAUAUUCAGGGCGGGCCCAAGCGACCUGCUUCCCGAACUCAAUCGCCGUCGCAGGCGGUUGCUGCGGGGAUUUUCCAGAUCAAUACAGGCGUUGCCACUUUCCGACGACUCGUUGAUGCCAUUGGAACCGUCAAAGACACCGUUGGUCAUCGCCAGAAGCUGCACGAUACGAGGCAGCGGAUACUGCAGCUGGUGAAGGAUACUUCUGCAAAGCUCAAAGCCUUGAGCGAAUCCGAUCUUGCUGCCGGUGCUGAUUCUGGUAAGAAAAUUGAAGAUGCUAAGCUGGCGAGAGAUUUCCAAACCACGUUACAAGAAUUCCAGAGAGUGCAACAGCUUGCUUCUGAGCGCGAAUCUACCUACCUUCCUGCUGCUCCUGCUUCUUCUUUACCAACGAGCUUUGGCUCUGGUGGAGAAUCAACUGGCAUAGGUCUGGAAAGCCAACCUUUUAUUAGAGAACAAAAGAGGCGGGAGAUACUUUUAUUGGAUAAUGAAAUUGCAUUCAACGAGGCCAUGAUUGAAGAAAGAGAACAGGGCAUCAAGGAGGUAGAGGUGCAAAUUGGACAAGUAAAUGAAAUAUUCAAGGACCUAGCCGUUCUGGUUCAUGAGCAGGGGGUUGUUAUUGAUGAUAUUCAAUCAAAUAUUGAUGCUUCUGCGGGUGCAACAACCCAAGCUACUACACAGUUAGCCAAGGCUUCCAAAAGUAUGAAAUCUAAGUCUUCAUGGUGUUGGUGGGUGCUUGUAAUUUUUGUUAUAGUGGUGGUCGUCCUCGUUGUUUUUCUCAUCAUUUAGUAUCCAAGCGCGUACAUGCUGGUAUGGGAUGAUUUGGCUGGACGGAUUUUUGGCUUUCUCAGUAUCACCUUCCUGAUUUUGGUGUGAAUUUGUUAAAUUCUUCUCUUAUUCCGUGAGUCCUUAACUGUGUUAAGACUUCAAGAGUGUAUGGCGGCCCUUCACAGCCAGCAUUUUUGAUAUCUAAUCUGUCCAUUGCUGGAAGUUCGAAGAAGGAAAGGAAUAGCGAGUCUACAAAAAGCUGGCCUGAUAUCCAAUGGAAAGAUGCUUGAGUAGUCGAUACUGCUAAAACUUGAGAGGUUGACUAAUGCCAAAUGUCUGUGUAUUUCUUUUCAUGUUGCCAUUAUUGUGUUAGGGACCAUUUGUUUGCACGGCAGUUGAUCCGUUUCCACGACUGUAUCAAAUCAAAGACAAGUGGGAAGGAAAUGAGGCAGUUCUCUUAUUGCCUUGGGAGUGUUGUUUGUGUAUCAAUUCUAGUACUUGGGUGGAGGAA
This is a messenger RNA of Prosopis cineraria, 1742 nucleotides long. Its product is annotated as syntaxin-22-like. Bases 452 to 1252 code for a protein of 266 amino acids. Gene Ontology annotation, molecular function: SNAP receptor activity; SNARE binding. The record is from RefSeq and is a predicted model, not a curated record. Gene Ontology annotation, cellular component: endomembrane system; membrane; SNARE complex. The transcript is spliced from 7 exons. NCBI's taxonomy places the organism in Eukaryota, Viridiplantae, Streptophyta, Magnoliopsida, Fabales, Fabaceae. Gene Ontology annotation, biological process: vesicle-mediated transport; intracellular protein transport; vesicle fusion.